Molecule: messenger RNA, 1166 nt
Organism: Pelobates cultripes (western spadefoot toad)
Lineage: Eukaryota; Metazoa; Chordata; Amphibia; Anura; Pelobatidae
Source: the annotation of a GenBank genome assembly
GGAGGAGGGGUCUGUAUUAGAAGAGUAUAUAUAGUGGCCAUUUUAGGUCAGGGGCCAUCUUAAUUAAUCCUCACUUACCUGUUUUGUGCAGACUGUGUGGUCUCUGUCUUGUGUCUUACAGGUGCUGCUGUUGGAAGAAUGGAGGAUUGGCUGGCUGGUGUCCGUGCUGCUGUUCAGCAGAUAGGUGUUUCCUGGCUCUGGGAGCAUCUGGGGGAAGCAUUUGGGCAUUCUGCAUCUGGGUCCACAGCAAUGGAAGGAGUGCUUCCUGGUCGUCCCACUCAGAGAACCAGACCUUCGCAAUUAUUGAGCCCUAGCGCUGGCUCCAACGGGAGGAGGAGGGUGAGCCCGUCUCUGGAAGCGAGGCCGGUGGCUGCUGGGAGUCUGUAACCGUACGUUCUGGCUGCGAAGGAAAGGAGCGUUCGGGCCAUGAACAGUAGUCGCCUGGAGGUGGAGACCGUUCGGGGCACAAACACGGAGGAUGGUGUACGUUUGGGUAGGAGAACAUGUUCGGGCUGCGAACAGGAGGAGGCUGCUACGGGUUCACGUUCGGGCCAGGAACAGGUGUGUAAAAGGUCUGCCGAACGUUCAGUCCACAACCAGGAUGUCGGUUCGGUCCACAACCAGGAGGUCAGUUCGGGCUGCGAACAGGAAGGUCGGGAAGAUGUUGCACGUUCGGGUUGCGAGAUAAGGGAGAGUUCGGGUCAGGAUACCAGGUUCGGGCCGCAUUUGCGACAAUGAGCCAGCAUCACUGCAAAUGGCUGGGAGGAGAAAGGCUGGGACAGCCACAGCGGGCUCUGCAGCAGGCAAUGGAGGCACUGGGAGUGCUGUUGGUCAGGAUGGAGAAGUGGUUCCAGCUGGUGAGUCGUCCCUCAUUCCAAGGGGUCGCAGGUCCAGGGGCAGCAAGCAGGUGGUGGAAAGGCGGGAGCCAGGCACCCAGGGAACGGCUUAGGGUCCCCUAAGGAUAGUGGGCAUCGACGGGCUUAUCCUAGUAGGUCUCGGGAACGAAGUUUGUCCAUGGGGUUGCCUCGUGGGUCGGUGUCCAGAUCGCCUAGUGUGGCUAGAGGUAAGAAGGAACCAGGGAAAUAUCGCCUGAUUCAUCAUUUAUCGUACCCUCCUGGGGGUUUGGUGAAUGAUGACAUUUCUGCCGAACUCUGCCGGGUUUCCUA